AUGUCGGCAUCAGCGUGCUCAUCGUCCUCUUCAUAUGCAUCAUGCCCCGUUCCUGAUUCUUUCUUCCUCCCCUCCUCCCCUUCCCCUUGCCAUGCGCAGUUCAACUGGAAGGCCUUCGUCGUCGGCAUGAGUGUGAUCAUCUUCCUCGUCACCCUUCGUUUCCUCGCCUGGUACUUCGCCAAGAAGAAGCCGCUAGGAACCGUAUUCUUCUACCUCAACUGCCUGGGCCCGUUCAUCUCAAUCGUCCCGUCUCAAGUUUCCCGUCUUUCUCUAUCCCCCAUACCCAUUCUGAUCCCCCAGGCCUGGUACUUCGCCAAGAAGAAGCCGCUAGGAACCAAGAAGCCGCUCGGAACCGUAUUCUUCUACCUCAACUGCCUGGGCCCGUUCAUCGCUGUUGUCGUCGUCACGCUCUCCGUGUGGGCUGCCAAGGCCAACAAGGCCAUCCCGUGCGUCAAGGAAAUGCCCAAGGGACUAUCCAGUCUCGGGUCGCUCAAGCGGCUGCAGCUCACGGGGCAAAACGCCGCGGAUGCCGCGGUUGUGGGGCUGAUCUCGGGACUCGUCGCUCUCACUGUAAGCCGUUCCUUCUCGCGAUCGGCUGUUAACUACAACGCCGGUGGAUCCACCAUGCUUACAAACAUUGUCAUGUCUCUUGUCGUCCUCGUCACGCUGCUCUGGAUCACUCCUGUCUUCCAGUACCUUCCAAGCGCCGUGCUUUCUGCCAUCAUUAUUGUGUCUGUGCUGGGACUGGGUACGGGGGUGUACCGGAACAUUAAGCAGUACGACGGUGCUAUUGUCGAGGAAGGAGUGUACGUGCUGCGCGUGGAUGGGCCGGUGUACUUCCCGAAUGCAAACUACAUCCGGGAGAAGUCGCUGAGUCUGAUCGAGGAGCAUGACUUCAACCGCGACGUCAAGAUCACGCACUUCAUCCUGGACUUCACCCCGGUGCCGGACAUUGACUCAUCGGGCACCACUUCACUGGAGGAGCUGCACUCGCUGCUCUCUAAGAACAACAUUCAGCUCGGCAUCAGCAACCCCUCCAAGAUGGUUCUCCGCAAGCUUGCCGUGUCGGGCGUGCUGGAGGCUAUUGGCGAGGAGUGGCUCUUCCUCACUGCCAAUGAGGCUGUGAAGUCGUGCCGCUCGUUCCGCGCAUCUGUUAAGGAUGUGUAA
This is a messenger RNA of Closterium sp. Naga37s-1, 1167 nucleotides long. The record is from the annotation of a GenBank genome assembly. NCBI's taxonomy places the organism in Eukaryota, Viridiplantae, Streptophyta, Zygnematophyceae, Desmidiales, Closteriaceae.